AUGGUUUCGAAGCCGCACAUAUCUUUUCACUAGCUUAUGAGGAACUUUGAAAGGAGUACAAUUACGGCCGUUGAAUCACAACCCCCUUGCAUGGAGAAGAAAACAAUGGAGGAAAAAUCAACUCCGUACAAAAUGGGCUAUUGCUUCAUCGCGAUAUACACCAGCUCUUUGCCGUGUGUAUGUUUAGUCGUCUGGCUACUCAGUUUGAUUUGACU
This is a messenger RNA of Amorphotheca resinae ATCC 22711, 215 nucleotides long. RefSeq lists its product as hypothetical. The record is from RefSeq and is a predicted model, not a curated record. Lineage: Eukaryota; Fungi; Ascomycota; Leotiomycetes; Helotiales; Amorphothecaceae. Bases 37 to 213 code for a protein of 58 amino acids. The transcript has a single exon.